UGCCAAAAGUGCUCAAGAACAAAUGCCGGAGAAUUCACCACACAAUGCCAAAGGUGUUCAAGAACAAACACCAGAGAAUUCAUCAAAGUGCCAAAAGUACAAAGAACAAACACCAGAGAAUUCAUCACAUAAUGCUAAAGGUGUUCAAGAACAAACACCAGAAAAUUUAUCACAUACUGAAAGUGCCCAAGAACAAAUGUCAGAGAAUUCACCACAUAACACCAAAGGUGUUCAAGAACAAACACCAAAGAAUUCAUCACAGUGCCAAAACACUGAAAGUGCCAAAGAACAAAUGCCAGAGAAUUCAUCACACAACGCUGAAGAGAAUUCAUCACAGUGCCAAGAACAAAUACCAGAGAAUUUACCACACAAUGCUGAAGUGCCCAAGGACAAACUCCAGAGAAUUUACCACACAACACCAAAGGUAUUUAAGAACACUAGAGAAUUCACCACACAAUGCCGAAAGUGUUCAAAAACACCAGGACAAACGUCAGAGAAUUCACUACACGAUGUUGAAGGUGACAAAGAACAAACACCAGAGAAUUCAUCACAGUGCCAAAAGUGCCCAAGGACAAAUAUCAGAGAAUUUACCACAAUGCCGAAGAUGUUCAAGAACAAACACCAGAGAAUUCAUCAAAAUACUGAAAGUGCCCAAAAACAAACACCGGAGAAUUCACCACAUAACGCUGAAAGUGUUCAAGAACAAACACCAGAAAAUUCAUAA
Molecule: messenger RNA, 724 nt
Organism: Dentiscutata heterogama
Lineage: Eukaryota; Fungi; Glomeromycota; Glomeromycetes; Diversisporales; Gigasporaceae
Source: the annotation of a GenBank genome assembly